CGGUUGUCUUUUCUAGUUUAACCAGCUCAGAUGUGACCGUUUAUAGCCUAGACUGCAUUGAGUUAAAGAUUAAGUUUAAACCGGACAGCAAGUAGGGGGAAAAAAAACAAUGGAGGCUCUGGGUAUAAAUAGCAAGCAGCCAAAAUGCUUAGUGUCUCCAUCCCAGAUUCUUUCUUCCAAAUCAAAUUAAAGGACAGCUGGUCUCUGGGUCUUCCCCUGCAGGGCGGCUGCUCUGUCCUCUCAUCCCUCCACAUUCUGCGCUUUACAGCCAGUCAGCUGCAAACGACCUCUGUGUUUUUGUCCCUUCUUCCAUCGACGGCAGCAGGAGAAACCAGCACCAUGUCUUUUCCAGAAGAACACGGAGGCCAUCAGGAGGAUGAUGAUGAGGAGCAGGGAGAGGGAGGAGAAAGGCCCAGAUACAAGCCAGUGGUGACGCAGCUCGCGGCGCCAAAAAUCCCUGAAGGAGAGAGGGUCGACUUUGACGACAUCCACAGGAAAAGGAUGGAGAAGGACCUCCUGGAGCUGCAGACCCUCAUCGAUGUUCACUUUGAGCAGAGGAAGAAGGAGGAAGAGGAGCUGAUUGGACUCAAAGACCGAAUUGAGAGAAGGAGAGCAGAGAGAGCCGAGCAGCAGCGCGUAAGGGCCGAAAAGGAGCGUGACAGGCAGACGCGGAUCGCAGAAGAGAGACAGAGGAAAGAGGACGAGGAGGCGAGGAAGAGGGCGGACGAUGAGGCCAAGAAGAAGAAGGUCCUGUCCAACAUGGGGGCUCAUUUUGGAGGUUUCCUGGCAAAGGAAGAGCAAAGAAGAGGCAAGAGACAAACGGCGAGGGAGAUCAAGAAAAAGACUCUGGCGGAGAGACGCAAGCCGCUGGGCAUUGAGAGCCUGAAGGAGGACGGCCUGAGGGAGAGAGCCAAGGAGAUGUGGGAGUGGAUCUACCAGCUGGAGUCCGAGAAGUUCGACCUGACUGACAAGAUGAAGAAGCAGAAAUAUGAGAUCAACGUCCUUCUGAACAGAAUCCAACACGCUCAGAAAUUCAAAAAGGUCCACGGGAAGGGGAAGGUCGGAGGGCGUUGGAAGUGAACCUUCGCACAGUCGCACAACGGAAACCAACCAGAAGAUUUCUUUUUUUCCCACCCCGCCCAGCUUGUAGCGCUGGGAAUUUUGAAUUUUGCUGUGGUUAACGCUAGAAGUGAGACGUGCUAGUUUCCUAGGUGCAGUUUGCUGUUAUAUAUCCAUUUAAAAUCUGCCAUUGCGCUUAAUAAAAGGCAUGCAUUCAUGAAAUAAGCAUUCUUGAACAGUGUUAUUUAUAGAAACUGAGUUUUCUGUUAAUGCUAAUUGACUUAAAUUAAAACAGCUGCCACUCACUGGCCAAUAAGUGUGGUUAUAAAGGUUUUAUCUGCAUAAAACAGGGUUGUCCAGGGUUUUUCCUGGGGGCCGUUUGUGGCCCUCGGCCUUAAUUCAAUAAGAGCAUACAUUUGUUUGCCAGUUCAGGGGGUU
This is a messenger RNA of Fundulus heteroclitus (mummichog), 1497 nucleotides long. RefSeq names its product troponin T, slow skeletal muscle. Bases 145 to 1080 code for a protein of 311 amino acids. Gene Ontology annotation, biological process: sarcomere organization; slow-twitch skeletal muscle fiber contraction; regulation of muscle contraction. Lineage: Eukaryota; Metazoa; Chordata; Actinopteri; Cyprinodontiformes; Fundulidae. The transcript is spliced from 13 exons. The record is from RefSeq and is a predicted model, not a curated record. Gene Ontology annotation, molecular function: tropomyosin binding; troponin T binding. Gene Ontology annotation, cellular component: troponin complex.